GCCACGUAAUCAAAGUGAAAAUGAAACACGAUCUAAAUAGUGAAUAUACGUGGAGAAAAAUAAAUCUGCAACAGAAGAUGCAAACUCUGAACUUACAGCGUACAUAGGCAAAAACAAAUAUAAAAAUUCAGACACACAAAUUCGGACCAGAAUUCGAUCGCUCGCUCGCUCUCUCAAUCUUUGUCUCACUGCAGUCUCGAUCGGGCUUACCAUAAAAGAACGAAGAAAACCAGAAAUAAAAUAGAAAUAAAAAUAAAGCUACUCCUUGAUUUGUUUAUUUAUUUUUUAAUUAAUCAGAUUUGUAGCAUGAUAAUAUCUAUCUAUCACUCCCGCUGCUUACUCUCAUAAACCCUAGAGAAAAAUUUACAAUUUGUCCUCCAGUGUAGGGAGGGAGAGGGUUGGUGAUUGAAUUUUGAAACGGUGAGUUGGUGGAAAUGCCAGAGGAGGAGGAGGAGGAGGAGUUAGUAGAACUCAAGUUCAGAUUGUACGAUGGAUCGGAUAUCGGUCCGUUUGGAUAUUCACUAGCAUCCACUGUUGCUAUGCUCAAAGAAAGAAUCGUCGCCGACUGGCCAAAAGAUAAAAAAAUUGCACCCAAGGCAGCAAAUGACAUCAAACUGAUAAAUGCUGGGAAAAUCUUGGAAAACAACAAGACUGUUGGCCAGUGUAGGGUUCCUUUUGGGAACCUCCCGAAAGAGGUCAUCACCAUGCAUGUUGUAGUGCAGCCAUCUUUAGCAAAAGCAAAAGCAGAGAAAAAGGUGGACGAGGCCCCAAGAAAAAAUUUAUGUUCAUGUUCUAUACUAUAAAGAUAGAGUUGGGCUCCUCUAAGGUGUAAGCUUGCUUUGAAGUUCCUAGGAUCUCAUGGCGAUGGAAAUCAUUUACUUGGAAGAGAGUAAUUUGUGAAAUGAUGCCGUCCCGCAUCUCACUCUACAUGUUUGUUUGAGGGCAUCCCUAUUUAACAGUGUGCUGGUGAUGUAUUAACACUUUAUAAAAGAGUGUUUUUUGUAUUAUUAUAGAGGCAGCCUCCUUACUCAUUUAGUAUUUAUUUUAUACAAAGUUUUACGGGUUUGAUCU
This is a messenger RNA of Populus nigra (black poplar), 1071 nucleotides long. RefSeq names its product membrane-anchored ubiquitin-fold protein 4-like. Bases 435 to 803 code for a protein of 122 amino acids. The record is from RefSeq and is a predicted model, not a curated record. Lineage: Eukaryota; Viridiplantae; Streptophyta; Magnoliopsida; Malpighiales; Salicaceae. The transcript has 4 exons. Gene Ontology annotation, molecular function: protein binding.